Messenger RNA from Helobdella robusta, 1224 nucleotides. RefSeq lists its product as hypothetical. The record is from RefSeq and is a predicted model, not a curated record. NCBI's taxonomy places the organism in Eukaryota, Metazoa, Annelida, Clitellata, Rhynchobdellida, Glossiphoniidae. Bases 1 to 1224 code for a protein of 407 amino acids. The transcript has 3 exons.
AUGUUCAAAUUGGAGUCAUACGUGGCUCCUCUUUUGAUGGGCUACAUAGACAAGUACAUCAAACUCAAAAAAGAUGAUUUCCAAGUUUCUCUCUGGGGUGGAGAUGUCGUGUUAAACAAACUUGAAUUGAGGUUGGAUGAGAUUGAAAAGUUGAUAAAUUUGCCAAUCUCAUUAAGAAGUGGCUGGGUGCAUGAGCUGAGAGUUCAUGUGCCAUGGACCCAUUUGUACUCCGAACCAGUCGUCAUAACUAUCAACACAAUCGAGUGUACAGUCAAAUUAAAAAGUUCUGAUUCAAGUUCAAGUUCUCAAAAUGUGAGUGGAAAAAAUUUAAGCCAGAGUGUCAGCUUAUCAAGUUUAAAGAAAGCAAAAUCUACUCCGACCUUUGAAGAAAAAGAUGAUCUGCCACCUGGUUAUUUGCAAAGUCUCAUUAAUAAAAUCCUCAACAAUAUGAACAUCAUUGUCAAUAAUCUGAUUUUGAAAUUUGUCGAUGAUGACAUUGUUCUCUCUUUGAAUGUAAAGUCAGCUGAAUGCUACAGUGUUGAUGCUGCUUGGAACAGAGCUUUCAUUGAACUAACUCAAGAGGAUUUGGUACUCAGGAGAAUUUUGGAGGUGCAUGACUUAACUUUGUGUCUUGACCAGAGAAAUGCAAGUGGAAAGAUUGAUCAUUAUCAGGCUCCACUCUUGUACAAGUGUGCCCUAGUUGCUCGACUGCAUAUGGCCUAUGAGAGCAUUUAUUCAAAAACCCCAAUGACAACAAGGCUGAAUGUGCUGUGUGAGACCGUCAACUUCUCAAUGACUGACAUUCAACUGCCUCUUUUCUAUCGAUUGAUUCAACUGGUCAUCAGUUUCCACUAUGCCCAGAAGGAUAUCACCUCACAAAAACAUGAACAUGGCAACAAACUGAAGAAUGUUGAUGUUGGCACUAAAAGUUCAGAAAAUGACGAGGAUUCUUCUAGAGUUGAUCCAAAUUCUGUCUUCAGUUCAUCUUCAUUAGGCAGCCAGGCUGAAGAGGAGGGUUGGCUGUCCUGGGCUUGGUCCUAUGUCCCACCAAUCCUGCCUCUUGGAUCUGGUUCUGAUCUGGAUUCUCUUAUGGAAACUAGGAGAAAGAUUGAAAAUUCUGUUUUUAUUUUUGGCUUCUAUGUUCGAAAGUUGGAAGUCACUUUUAAGGUUUUAUCCAAAUGUCAUCUGCUAAAUUUUUGUAUAACUGGCUGUAAUAAACUAUAA